This is a messenger RNA of Drosophila bipectinata, 1183 nucleotides long. Its product is annotated as mitochondrial import receptor subunit TOM40 homolog 1. The record is from RefSeq and is a predicted model, not a curated record. Gene Ontology annotation, cellular component: mitochondrial outer membrane translocase complex; mitochondrial outer membrane. Gene Ontology annotation, biological process: protein import into mitochondrial matrix. Gene Ontology annotation, molecular function: transmembrane protein transporter activity. Lineage: Eukaryota; Metazoa; Arthropoda; Insecta; Diptera; Drosophilidae.
UGUUGCCAGGUGACAUGACAUAAGAGCAAAUACACAAGUUCAGUUAUAGUUUCAAACUUGAAAACAAACUCGGAUUGAUUUCUUACUGAUACCGCCAAAAAACGAUCGCAGUACUUCGAUUGAAAGAAUAUGACAUGCAAAAGCUGUCCCAAGGACGAUGAGCUGGGCUCCUUUUUUCCGGGAUGCUUUGAGCGCGUCAGCGGCCAUUGCACCAAGAAGAAUCCCGGAAAUGUUCAGAAUCUACACAUCCUGGCCCACCGGGUGAUGCCCAAGUUUUUCGACGGCAUUGAACUGGAUUAUCUACACCGCCUGGCACCCAACAAGUACAUUACCGCUUCCUGGGUCCUGAGUCACGUGAGACCGGCCGGAUUCCGCUUCGGCGGACUCUACACAUUCCGGGUCAAAGAUGACACUAUGUUCUCUCCCACUAUUAUGGGAGACAUCCAUCCAACAUCCUUGGCCGCCAACCUGAACAUCCUGUACUAUCCUUUCGCCUCGCUGCGCAUGGAGGCCGUAAUGCAAAAGGCCAACGUGGAGAGUCCGGUGGAGAGUCAGUACACGAUCGAGUGGACGAGGCCGUGUGACACCUGGACCGCCAACUUCUACAACGUUCGAAACGAAAACGGACGCUGUACGCUCUCGAUGAUGCGAUCCGUGUCCGCCCACUGGGCCCUCGGGGGGGAGAUACUCCUCGAGUGGAACGAGCCAAAGAAAAUGAAUACGGACCUAGCCGUAGCAGCGCGCUAUUCCCAUCAUCAUUAUUCUUUGGCUGCAUCCGCCUCUCGUCUGGGCCUGGACAUCAGCUACUGGCAGCGCAUCCAUCCCCAGAUCCAGAUGGCGAAUCUCCUAGCCUGGAACCGCAGUACGCGCAAAACCAUAGCCACCAUAGGCUAUCAGUGGAACUUCUGGAACUCGGCCGUGCACGGGAUGAUCGAUUCGGAUGCCUCCGUGGGUUUUAUGUGGACCAAAUAUUUGCAUCAUCUGCCGUUGCAAAUGGGUUUCAGUGUGGUAAUGAGCCUGCCCACCGAUAGGUUUGCCUUCGGGAUGCGUUUUGUGCUCGAUCCGAGCGGGUUGAGGCGCGACUAAUGAUUUUAAUUAAUUAUACUAUUUUUAUCAUAUUACCAAAUUAUCAAUCAAAUAUCAUAGUCCAGAGUUAAGAGAAUUACAAAUUUACUGUUUGGAA